UUUAAAGGUUUUGGAUCCAGCGUGGAAUCUAGUUCUGGCAUAGAUGGCUCCUACAGAAUUUAUGGCUGCCCUCUUACUCCAGUCAAUCACAUCUCCUUGUGGUGAUUUAUUGGCUUUAGGCUCCGGCGAUGUUGAUGUCGGUGUCUUCCCCGGUGACGUUGUCUGACUCUUCUCCGAGUUAGCCCAAGUUUCUUCUGAUCUUCGCUUCAGGCUAUUUUGAUUAAUUUUGUGCUUUUAUUUCUAAGCAUGAAAUUGUCUCUCGCAUAGAAAAAUCUUUUCUUUCUUUUUAUGGCUCGUUGGGUGUUUUUCCUCAUGGUUUUGCUUUUGGUUUCAGUGGAGUGACUUCUCCAUUGUGAAAAUCCGGCAGUUAAAAUAUCAUCUUAUUUCAAUCUGUUCCGGUGGAUUGAUGGAAAACUGCUCUAACGACAACUUUCAAGUAAUAAUAAAAAGAAUCAUGACAACAAUGAAGAAGCCACACAUUCUCGUGGUACCGUUUCCACAGUCCGGCCACAUGCUUCCACAUCUCGACCUCACUCAUCAGCUUCUCCUCCGUGGAGCAACCGUCACAGUCCUCGUCACACCUCAAACCGACCCUUAUCUCGACCCCCUCCGUUCUCUUCAUUCUCCGGAACAUUUCAAAACACUAGUCCUUCCUUUUCCUUCUCACCCUUCCAUCCCUUCAGGCGUCGAAACACUCCAGCAACUUCCUCUAGAAGCUUUGCCUCACAUGCUCGAAGCACUCUCCGGUCUCCACGACCCUCUCGUUGACUUCCUGAACCACCAGCCACCCUGGGCUCUUCCCGACGUUAUCCUGGGAGGCGCUUUCCUCAGCCCUUGGAUCAACAAAGCAGCUGAUGCUUUCUCUCUAAAGUCUAUUUAUUUCUUGCCCAUCAAUGCUCACAUGAUCUCCAUCUUGUGGGACGUAGAACAUAGAAGCUUUUUCGACGAGAUGGAGGCUGCCACGACCGCAAGCUACGGCCUCGUCGUCAACACUUUCUACGAACUCGAGUCCGAGAUGGUAGAGUUUGUCAGAACCAAAUACCUGACGCACCACCGCAUUUGGACGGUGGGACCGUUACUCGCCGUUAAAGCGGGAGCUGACCGCGGCGGGCAGAGCUCCCUCCCGGCGGAGAAAGUCUUGGCUUGGUUAGACGCGUGUAGCGAGGAUAACUCAGUUGUUUACAUAGCUUUCGGUAGCCAGAUCCGGCUCACGGAGGAGCAAACGGCGGCUCUAGCGGCGGCCUUGGAGGCAAGCGGCGUGCGUUUCAUAUGGGCCGUGAGGGACGCAGCCAAGAAAGUGAACUCUGGAGAUAACUCCGAGGAAGAUGUGAUGCCGGCGGGGUUUGAGGAGAGAGUUAAGGACAAAGGUUUGGUCAUAAGAGGAUGGGCCCCACAGACGAUGAUUCUUGGGCAUAGAGCCGUUGGAUCGUAUCUGACACAUUUGGGCUGGGGUUCGGCUCUAGAAGGGAUGGUCGGGGGAGUUGUUAUGCUUGCGUGGCCGAUGCAAGCGGACCAUUUCAGCAAUGCGGAGAUGCUCGUUGACGAACUAGGAGUUGCGGUGCGAGUGGGAGAGAACAAAGACUCGGUUCCGGACUCGGGAAAACUCGCUAGGGUUUUGGCGGAUUCGGUGAAAGAUGAUUUUCCGGUGAGGGCUAGGUUUAUGAAGCUCAGGGAGAAAGGUAUGGAGGCCAUUAAAGAAGGUGGGAGCUCGUACAACAACUUGGAUGACCUUGUUGCAGAGAUGUGUGUGUGAUAUUAAUGUAUUAUGUUACUUUCAAAAAAUAAUUGUUUACGAAAAAAUAAGCUUCACGGUUAAAAUAAUUUCGUGUUGUUGUUUUGUUUUCUGGGGUUAUUCAUUUUUAAUAAGUGUUUCCCUUAAGGAAAGAAUAAACAAAUGGGAUAAGAAACA
This is a messenger RNA of Raphanus sativus (radish), 1909 nucleotides long. Its product is annotated as flavonol 7-O-rhamnosyltransferase-like. Gene Ontology annotation, molecular function: UDP-glycosyltransferase activity. The coding region runs from base 407 to 1753 and encodes 448 amino acids. The record is from RefSeq and is a predicted model, not a curated record. The transcript is spliced from 2 exons. Lineage: Eukaryota; Viridiplantae; Streptophyta; Magnoliopsida; Brassicales; Brassicaceae.